Messenger RNA from Ochotona princeps (American pika), 3407 nucleotides. It is a transcript of the gene KCNJ6, whose product is annotated as potassium inwardly rectifying channel subfamily J member 6. Gene Ontology annotation, molecular function: G-protein activated inward rectifier potassium channel activity. Gene Ontology annotation, cellular component: plasma membrane. Lineage: Eukaryota; Metazoa; Chordata; Mammalia; Lagomorpha; Ochotonidae. The transcript is spliced from 4 exons. Bases 577 to 1848 code for a protein of 423 amino acids. The record is from RefSeq and is a predicted model, not a curated record. Gene Ontology annotation, biological process: regulation of monoatomic ion transmembrane transport; potassium ion import across plasma membrane.
GCGGCGGCUCGUGCGCCGACCGCGCUCCGCCGGGCGCCUGGACCCGAGUAGCUUCAUUGAAUCUGCGGAUUCCAUGACGUGUCCCUGCGUGGUCCACCACUUUCCUCCCACCCGGGGAAUUUUUUUUUCUUUUCUUUUCUUUUCCGUCACUCCUGCCUCUCCCGCUUCCUUGCAUCCCAUAUCCCUCCCAGGGGCCCUGCCCAAGGCGCCCUGUCGCCUUCUCUGGGCCCCUGCGCUCAGCCCUUCUCUCCGCGUCCGACCAGUGGGGACGCCGCGCGCUGCACCUGCCGGAGAGCUUGGCCGAGCGGAGGGGUGGAGACCCGCGGGGGACUCGAAGCUGGGGCGAGCGCCGGAUGAGCCGCGCGCAGGAUGGAGUCUGCCCCCCGCCUCCCGAGGCCGAUGUGAGCUGUGACCGUUGCCCUCCGGUUUUCCUUUUCCUCGUCUUGUCGCGUUUUCCUGCCUCGCCAUCCGUCGUGCAGUGAAUUCAUUCGGUCCAGGUCCGAGCCACGAAAGAUCAUGAUUGAGUGAAGCCACCGGUCUGCAACCAGAAAAAAAGCACGCAGAGGAGCUACAGCAAUGGCCAAGUUGACGGAAUCCAUGACUAACGUCCUGGAGGGUGACUCCAUGGACCAGGAUGUCGAGAGCCCUGUGCCCAUCCACCAGCCAAAGUUACCUAAGCAAGCCAGGGAGGACCUGCCCCGACAUGUCAGUCGGGACCGGACCAAAAGGAAAAUCCAGAGGUACGUGAGGAAGGAUGGCAAAUGCAACGUGCACCAUGGCAACGUGAGGGAGACCUACCGCUACCUGACCGACAUCUUCACCACCCUCGUGGACCUCAAAUGGAGGUUCAACCUGCUCAUCUUCGUCAUGGUGUACACAGUGACGUGGCUCUUUUUCGGGAUGAUCUGGUGGCUGAUCGCCUACAUCCGAGGGGACAUGGACCACAUAGAGGACCCCUCCUGGACUCCCUGUGUCACCAACCUCAAUGGGUUCGUCUCUGCUUUUUUAUUCUCCAUAGAGACAGAAACCACCAUCGGCUAUGGCUACCGGGUCAUCACGGACAAGUGCCCAGAGGGAAUCAUUCUCCUCUUAAUCCAGUCUGUGUUGGGAUCCAUUGUCAAUGCCUUCAUGGUGGGAUGUAUGUUUGUAAAAAUCUCUCAACCCAAGAAGAGGGCAGAGACCCUGGUCUUCUCCACACAUGCGGUGAUCUCUAUGCGGGAUGGGAAGCUGUGCCUGAUGUUCCGGGUAGGGGACCUCAGGAAUUCCCACAUCGUGGAGGCUUCCAUCCGAGCCAAGUUGAUCAAGUCCAAGCAGACCUCAGAGGGGGAGUUCAUCCCGCUGAACCAGACGGACAUCAACGUGGGCUACUACACGGGGGACGACCGUCUGUUCCUCGUGUCGCCACUGAUCAUCAGUCACGAAAUCAACCAGCAGAGUCCAUUCUGGGAGAUCUCCAAAGCUCAGCUCCCCAAGGAGGAGCUGGAGAUCGUGGUCAUUCUUGAGGGCAUGGUGGAAGCCACAGGGAUGACGUGCCAAGCCCGGAGCUCCUACAUUACGAGUGAGAUCCUCUGGGGCUACCGUUUCACACCCGUCCUGACGCUGGAGGACGGAUUCUACGAAGUUGAUUACAACAGCUUCCAUGAGACCUAUGAGACCAGCACCCCUUCUCUCAGUGCCAAAGAGCUGGCUGAGUUGGCCAGCAGGGCAGAGCUGCCCCUAAGUUGGUCUGUGUCCAGCAAACUCAACCAACACGCAGAACUGGAGACCGAGGAGGAAGAAAAGAACCAGGAAGAGCAGACGGAAAGAAAUGGUGAUGUGGCAAACCUGGAGAAUGAAUCCAAAGUGUAGGGGCCUCGCUGGGCACCCCUUCCUUUCACCCUUGACAAACCUUUCCUCAUCUCUCAUUCUCUUUCUCUUAACUGUCUCUCUUACUUGGUUCUUCCUUCCAUUUAAUUUUGAUAUUGCCGGGAAAAAAAAUCUUCAAGGUGUAAAAUAUCUACCUGCCCUCUCUUUGAUAUCUAGACGGACAAGGUAGACAUGGAUUUGGUUAAGGUGCAAUGCAAUGUGCCCACCUUUGUGGCCCAAGCCUGGUCUCCUCCUAAAACAUCGCAUCUAACUCCUGCAGAUUUAAACUAUGGACCUACAUGUGUUGCACAGUAGCAGAUCGCUCACAAGGGUGUGUCAACUAUUCUACCUGGGAUGUGACAAGUAAGGUCACUGGUGCCUAUCUUCUCAUGCAGCAGGUCAUGGCUUAGAGCCCUCACUGUCUAGAUCCCAACACCUGACAUCCACAAGGGACAAGGUGCUUACUCCAGGUGGGCAUUGCAGUUACAGGACCCACGACAGCAGAGACAAGCCCCUGUACAUACACACACCUUAUGCCAUCCUUUCCUUUUUGCAGUUAGUCACCGCACCCAGCAUGUACAGAAGUCCCAUAGAACAGCUCUUCUGAAUAAUGUACAUAGAUGUUUCAUUAACGUAGGCUUAAAAUCUGUAGCUUAGGAAAUAAGCAAAAACAAACCAACAACAAUAACAAAAAAAAAGACUCCAAUGUAGUUAUUUCUGUUUUGAUAUCUGUGUUUCCCAGAUUCUUUUGAACCCAUUGACUGCUGGUCUUUAAUCGCAUGGCCUUGUUCCAAGUCCCAGACUGGCAAGCCCAUAGGGUACCUAAUUGCUCCUUCAUCAGUUCUUUCAUCCAAUCUAAUAAGCCAUAGGUCUGGGGUGCAUUGGGAAGGCCAGUAGAUGACAAGGCCCCCCACCAAGAUGCUGACAUUCUAUGGAACAUUUACCAAAUGGAGGUCCUAAAAAUUGUUUAAAAAGACAGCAAGGGUCUUGCCAACUAGCCUGGGGAGCACAUUCUCUUGCAUGUCACUAAUGAUGUCUUGAUGCAUCUCACAAGAGCUCUCACCCUUUGUGGUUUAAUAGUGUAGGAGACUUCUCUGCAAAACCACUGACCCUCCAGCUGUUCCAUUCUGUGAAUGAUAAACUGCAGACCGUUAAAAUGAGACAUGGUAAGUGAACAGGUGAUGGUUUGAGUCUAAAGCUACAAAUCUGGGGAGGCACACAGUGGGUGACACAAACUGUUCCCUGGGACCUCUCAGACUCCCUCAGGAGCUCCAACAAGGACGUCUUGCCUGUACCUGGGGGCUCUUCCAUCACAUGGGGACUUUUGUAUUCCUCAACAUUAAACAUAAAAAAUGAACAGAGUUCAAUACUGAAAGAUGAAGUCAGCAGUCUUGGUGACUAGCUGCGAAAAUGCUCCUGGAUGUGCCACGAGUUAAAAAUCAAAUCCAAAGUGUCUCUCGUUCUAAAAAGGACAAAAGAAAACACUGCAGCCUUAACUCACUUCAAUCUGUGAAGAUUAAUGCAGAAAAGCAGAGAUAAAGAAAGGGAAGGGAGGAAGAAGG